AAAGGUACUUAAAGCCUUGACGGCCAUCUCUGCCAUCUUCCUCCGGGUACCAACGCCAUAACGCUGCACACUGCCAGGCGAGAAGAAAAUUACCUCAGAACUGGACAGACUACCUGGCUGCCACAACCUUGCCCCCUCCCCUCCCUUCCCUCCCCUCCCCUCCCCUCCCCCCAUCCUUCUAGGGUGCUAGGAAAUGGGUGUGCCAGCUUCUGUAGAAGAUAUGGCGGAUUUGGCUUCACAGGCUGGGGGACCGUAAGCUAACUGGUAUUAAAUCGUCAUGCUAACUGCCAGGCUGCUUUCCAGACACCUGCGGCCCACAGAGCCCUUCAUCCUGGUCUUUUCAGCCCUGAAAAAAAGGAAUUCGGGUUCUUAGUCUGCGCCUGCAGUCUCUAUUUCUGCCCUUCAGCCUGCCCUCAGCAUGAAGCUCAGGCUGAACUAAAGGAAGGAGAAAGAGCUCAGAAUUCUUGCAGAUCCCUCUACCUUUAGGCUCUGCAGCUGCCAGCACUGCGGGAAUUGCUCCUGAUCCCAGGAACUUGGUCCAGCUCAGUUUGCUGCCUCAGAAGACCUUUCAAACCCAAGUUUGAGAGCCUCGUUUUGACUGGUGCAUACGUUCGUUCCACUUAAGCAAUCUGGAUCAGAGAAUUGUUGCACGUGUAUCAUGAGCCGUACUCGGGAUGCUGGCUGCGUAGCUGCUGGAAUAGUGAUCGGGGCUAGCGCCUGGUACUGUGUCUACAAAUACACUAGAGGAAAAGACCAGAAGAAGAAGAGACCAGCCAAAUCCAAGAACCGGGCUUCGGUGGGUACUGGAGCCAGGGCUAAAGGUGGACUAAAAGCAGGAUUCACAAUUGACCUUGGGCCAGGGUUCAAUCCCCCAGCCUCUGUCACUGUUGAGACAAUGAAUAAGGCCCAAGGGAAAACAUCCACUCUUGCCACAACUGCAGCUGAAAAAAUGGUGCCAGCUGCACCCAGCCCUAAGGUUCAGAAUGGGGCAGAAAGUAAGGCCCAGGAGGCCAAGGGGGCUGGGACUGAGCCUACUCCCAAACCAGUAGUCGCGACUUCAGCUGCCAGUGCAGUUACACCCCCACCCAAGGUGGCAGAGGUUCCCACAGCUGCGGAGGCCCCACAAAUAGUAGUGACUCCCAAAGUGGCAGAAGCUCCCGGUACCAUGGAGGCUACUGGGAUAACAGCACUCCCUGGGCCAGCAGUACUUCCUGGGGUAGCCCAGUCUCCUGGGCCAUUAGUACCUUCCCCAUCAAUAGCACCUUCUGUGCCAACAGCACUUCCCUGGGCUGUAGCACCUCCUGGGGUAGCCCAGUCUACUGGGCCAGCACCACCAACCAUGGCACUGCAAUCUCUUGUGCAAGCAGCACCUUCCUGGACAGUCGUAGCUCCCCCCGGGGCAGUCUACAUUCCCGUGGCAGCCCACUUUACUGGGCCAGCAACUGCCAGGGUAACCCAGUCUCCUGGGACAGUGGUGCCUCCCCUUCCACCCCCGUCUCUUGGGGCAGCAAUGCUUUCUAGGGCAGUCCAGUCUCCUGUGACAACAGUGCCUCCCAGAGCAGUCCAGUCUUCUGGGGCAACAGUGCAUCCUGGGAUGAUAGCCCAGUCUCCUGGGGUAGUAGUGCCUCCCAGAGCAGUUCAGUAUUCUGGGGCAGCAGUGCCUGCCAUUACAGGAGUCCCUUCUGGGGCAGCAAUGCCUGCCAUGACAGGAGUCCCUUCUGGGGCAGCAAUGCCUGCCAUGACAGGAGUCCCUUCUGGGGCAGUAAUGCCUGCCAUGACAGGAGUCCCUUCUGGGGCAGUAGUGCCUGCCAUGACAGGAGUCCCUUCUGGGGCAGCAGUGCCUGCCAUGACAGGAGUCCCUUCUGGAGCAGUAGUGCCUGCCAUGACAGGAGUCCCUUCUGGAGCAGUACUGCCUGCCAUGACAGGAGUCCCUUCUGGAGCAGUACUGCCUGCCAUGACAGGAGUCCCUUCUGGGACAGCAGUGUCUCCCAUGGGGCCAACAACUCCAAUGGCGGCGGCAGCAUUUGCUAGGGCACCAACAUCUACCCAGAGGGCAACAACCACAGACGUCAUGCAGGUCCCUAGGGUGGCAGCACCUACUGAAGCCACAGAGGCUCCUAGAAUGGCAACACCUGCCAUGGUGGCUGGGGCCUCUCUGCCAAUGCUUUCUGGGGCUGCCCAGACUCCUGGGCAUUCAGGGUCCUCUAAGACAGCAGCCACUAGCAAGAAAGCUGGAGCUCACACUGGAGCUAUACCUAAGUCUGGGUCAGCCGCUGGCGCUGUGCCCAAAGGUGGAAACAGGAACCGGAAUGGAGGCAAGGGCAAAAAUAGAAAAAACAAGGUUGAAGUGGAUGAAUUGGGGAUGGGCUUCCGCCCUGGUGACGGGGCUGCUGCAGCUGCUGCAGCUUCUGCUAAUGGCGGACAGGCUUUCCUAGCAGAGAUUCCUGAAUCUGAGGAGGGGGAGUCUGGGUGGACUGAUACAGAGUCAGAUUCUGACUCUGAACCUGAGAUUCAGCAAAGAGGGAAGGGGAAGAGAACCAUUCCCAUGCAUAAGCGCCCCUUUCCAUAUGAAAUUGAUGAGAUUCUGGGUGUCCGAGAUCUCAGGAAAGUCCUAGCCUUGCUUCAAAAAUCAGAUGAUCCUUUCAUCCAGCAAGUAGCCCUGCUCACCCUGAGCAACAAUGCCAAUUAUUCAUGUAAUCAAGAAACAAUUCGAAAGUUGGGAGGCCUCCCAAUUAUUGCAAACAUGAUCAACAAAACUGACCCCCAUAUUAAGGAAAAAGCCUUAAUGGCCAUGAAUAACCUGAGUGAAAAUUACGAAAACCAGGGCCGACUGCAGGUGUACAUGAACAAAGUGAUGGAUGACAUCAUGGCCUCUAACCUGAACUCGGCAGUACAGGUCGUUGGGCUAAAAUUUUUAACAAACAUGACUAUCACUAAUGAUUACCAGCACCUGCUUGUCAAUUCCAUCGCAAACUUUUUCCGUCUGUUAUCCCAGGGGGGUGGAAAAAUCAAGAUCGAAAUUUUGAAAAUACUUUCAAAUUUUGCUGAAAAUCCGGAUAUGCUCAAGAAACUUCUCGGUACCCAGGUGCCGUCAUCCUUUAGUUCCCUUUAUAAUUCUUACGUGGAGUCGGAAAUUCUUAUUAAUGCUCUUACUCUGUUUGAGAUUAUCUUUGACAACCUCAGAGCGGAAGUGUUCAACUACAGAGAAUUCAACAAGGGUUCCCUGUUUUAUUUGUGUACUACAUCUGGGGUGUGUGUUAAGAAAAUCCGAGCCUUGGCGAAUCACCACGACCUCUUGGUGAAAGUGAAAGUCAUCAAACUGGUAAACAAAUUCUGAUUUGUGCCCUCAAGAUCUGUGAUGUCUCAGUUUUUCAGUCUGGAAGCAUUAAAAAUGAGAUGUUAUUGCUUUCCUCCUUGUGUGUAUAGUAAAGGAGUUCUUUCAGCUGCCAGCUUAGAAUAAUGUGUCAUUCAGAGUGAUGUUGUUUGUGGCAGUCACCAGCUUUAAGCGGAACCAUUUUCUGAAUACCAAAUAGUCCUGUAGUCCUAUAGUACUGAAGACACAUUUGUGAUUUGAAUUGUGCUGCUUGAGUGGAAUCUUUUUCCCAAGUCCUCUAUGUGAGUUGAUAAUGAACCUGUUCGUGAAUGGCCUAUUCUGCCCUUACUUGUUUUGACUUGAAUUUUGUCACCAAAGACUUCAUAUGUGUAUCAUCAAUAAAGUUGUGUGUUGCAAA
Messenger RNA from Microtus oregoni (creeping vole), 3731 nucleotides. RefSeq names its product armadillo repeat-containing X-linked protein 2-like. NCBI's taxonomy places the organism in Eukaryota, Metazoa, Chordata, Mammalia, Rodentia, Cricetidae. The record is from RefSeq and is a predicted model, not a curated record. The transcript has 5 exons. Gene Ontology annotation, cellular component: mitochondrion. Gene Ontology annotation, molecular function: protein binding. Bases 659 to 3337 code for a protein of 892 amino acids.